This is a messenger RNA of Pistacia vera, 1176 nucleotides long. RefSeq names its product piriformospora indica-insensitive protein 2-like. Bases 22 to 1176 code for a protein of 384 amino acids. The transcript is spliced from 2 exons. Gene Ontology annotation, molecular function: protein binding. The record is from RefSeq and is a predicted model, not a curated record. Lineage: Eukaryota; Viridiplantae; Streptophyta; Magnoliopsida; Sapindales; Anacardiaceae.
GAAGAUCAAGAUGUAGCACCAAUGGAGACAAAAGAGAAAGAACGUCUUUAUUUAGCAAUCCAGGGAUUUAUAGGGAAGCAGUGGAAUGGCUCAGAUCUCUAUCCAGAUCCCUGUGGAUGGACGCCAAUUCAGGGAGUGUCCUGUGAUUUAUUCGAUGGCUUUUGGUAUGUUACCGGACUAAGCAUUGGUCCAAUAUACGACAACUCUCUCCAGUGCACCAAUGCAAAAUUCUCACAUCAAUUCUUCGAACUCACUCACCUUAGGUCUCUCUCAUUCUUCAAUUGUUUCUCCUCACCAAGCCAAAACCCUACUGAAAUACCCUCAUCAAACUGGGAAAAUUUUGCUUCCUCAUUGGAAUCUUUAGAAUUUCGAUCAAACCCCGCUCUCAUUGGCACUAUUCCAACAAGUUUUGGCGGCCUUAAAAGGCUCCAAUCUUUAGUGUUACUAGAAAAUGGUUUGACUGGCAAAAUACCUAUGGAGUUGGGCAAUUUGGUCAAUUUAAGGCGUCUUGUUCUCUCCGGAAACCGGUUCAAUGGUGAGAUUCCGGUAAGUUUUCGGGGGUUGACCGAGGUCUUGAUAAUAGACUUAAGCAGGAAUAAUCUAUCCGGGUCAAUGCCAUUGACUUUGGGAGGUUUUACUUCACUCUUGAAGCUUGAUUUAAGUAAUAACAAGUUUGAAGGAAAGCUGCCAAAGGAGAUUGGAAACUUAAAAAAUGUUACAUUAGUUGACCUGAGGAGUAACAAAUUUUCAGGUGGAUUGGUUCAGUCACUUGAAGAAAUGAUUUCCUUGAAAGAAAUGGCAAUGUCUAGUAAUCCAAUUGGUGGUGAACUCAGUGAAAUUCAAUGGGAAAAUCUUCGGAACUUGGAGAUUUUGGAUCUCUCAAACACGAAUUUGACGGGUGAAAUACCAGAGUCGAUGGCCAAAUUGAAAAGACUACGAUUUUUGGGGCUUAAUGAUAAUAAACUCUCGGGAAAUAUCCCUCCAAAGACUGUAACUAUGCCAAGCCUUAAUGCUCUUUACCUUAAUGGGAACAACUUCACAGGGAAACUCGAAGUCUCCGUUUGGUUUUAUAAGAAAAUGGGUAGGCGUUUUGGUGCUUGGAACAAUCCGAAUCUGUGUUACAAAGCGGAAUUCACUUCGACAGUUCAUGUUCCUUACGAGGUGAAACCUUGUUAA